AUGUCCUCCUUGGCCAUUGCAGCGACUGCAAGUAUCAGCAAUAGAGAUGAAGCGGUGUCCCUGGGGAGGAUGGAUGAGGACCUACAAUUGAGACCACCUUUGCUAACACAAACGCUUCUUGGCCACGAUGAAGCCAUUCGUCCAAUGAUCUGCCGACUGCUUGUGGCAUCGCAUACCUUGAGGUUGGAUGUAGAAACAAGAUUCACAUCCAUCGUUUUGUUUCACAGAUAUUAUUCAGCAGUAUCCAACACCAGCAAGCAAAAGAACGAUGAAAAAGAUUCGGAUGAAAAUGAAAACUUGGCAACAAGAGCAGCAGCUUGUCUCUUCCUUGCCUGCAAGGUGGAAGAAGACCCCAGAAGGCUCAGGGAUAUCAUCAGUGCUACGCACAUGUUCUUGAAUGACCCUAACCAACCAACGAAAUGUUCAGCAGAAGCGGAAAAUCCCCCUGAAGAAGAGAUAUGCAAGAUUUCAGCAAAGAUACCACAAGCGUCCAGCAGUGCAGCCAAUGAGAGCUGUUUCGAUUCUGAUAAUCCCUUAUCUACAUCAAUCAUAAAACAAGAGCCAACAAACUCGAAUAGAUUCCCCGAUACACUUGUCCUUGCAGUCAUGAAAGAUCCUCCACCCUUGGAUGACAAGUAUUGGAAAACCAAAGCAACCAUAGUCCAGUCAGAGCAGAUUGUUCUACGGUGGCUGGGCUUUGAUGUUUCGGUAUGCAAACCUCACCGAGCAGUAUCUGUACUGUUGGCAGAACCAACCAUACAAUCACAGGCGUUGCCAAUACCCGUACAAGGCACCAUCGCACCAAAAGAAGAACAAGAGAACGUCAAAAGGCAAGUUACCACCGUGGCGUGGAGACGACUGAACGACGCUCUCUUUUAUGCUCCCGCAUUGCGACAUGGGACCAUGGAGCUGGCAUGUGCCGCAAUUGCCCUUGCCGCUGAGGAAGUGUAUGAGUCAUUGUCUUGCACCACAACUUCAAACACCGACAACACUAGCAACGACGGGAUGGCUACAAGCGCAAGUACAUGUGCUACAACCGGUGGAACCACUGACAAACAGUUGGAUGCAUCAAGCAGAAGCAGCACGAAUACCUUCCAGGCACAUUCGACCGAUCCAUGGUGGCAUCUCGUCGACGUUUCCAAUAGAGGCUUUGCGAGGACCAAGAAAGAUUUGACCAUGGCAACGCAACGACUGCAACAACAAUCCACCAGAAAGCGAGCACAUUCAUAG
Seminavis robusta is the source of this 1230-nucleotide messenger RNA. The record is from the annotation of a GenBank genome assembly. Lineage: Eukaryota; Bacillariophyta; Bacillariophyceae; Naviculales; Naviculaceae.